UGCUGCGUGCUGCCGUUUGUCAGAGCUCCAGCGGUACGAGUCAAUACUGGAGGUUUUUUUUGUUUUAAUUUUAUUUUUAAAUAAAAGCCUGUCUUAAAUUAGCGAGUACACGUAAUUGCCAGGGCUUUUAAUUCGUUUGUUUUACUUUUCUAAGUGUAGUGUAGGGAAGGUUAGCCGCUGAAGAUGUCAGUGGUGGGAUUUGACUUGGGCUUUCAAAGCUGUUAUGUAGCUGUAGCGCGAGCCGGAGGCAUCGAGACCGUCGCGAAUGAGUACAGCGACCGCUCUACACCAUCGUUUGUAUCAUUUGGACCAAGAAAUCGAGCAAUAGGAGCUGCUGCAAAAAGCCAGGUGGUGACAAAUUGUAAAAACACUGUGCAGAGCUUUAAGCGAUUCCAUGGCAGAGCAUUCUCAGACCCUUAUGUCCAGUCAGCAAAGUCUACUCUGGUGUAUGACCUGGCACAAAUGCCUUCUGGAUCCACUGGAAUAAAAGUGAUGUAUAUGGAGGAGGAGAGGGUGUUCAGCAUUGAGCAGGUCACUGGCAUGUUGCUAACAAAACUGAAGGAGACGGCUGAAAGUGCCCUGAAGAAACCAGUGGCAGACUGUGUCAUCUCGGUCCCCAGCUUUUUCACCGAUGCUGAGAGGAGGUCUGUCAUAGAUGCUGCUGAGAUCGCAGGUCUAAACUGUCUGCGACUAAUGAAUGAAACCACUGCAGUUACUCUUGCGUAUGGAAUUUAUAAGCAAGAUCUACCACCGCCUGAAGAAAAGCCAAGAAUAGCUGUGUUUGCAGAUCUGGGCCACUCUGGUUACCAGGUGUCUGUGUGUGCCUUCAACAAAGGAAAGCUCAAGAUCCUUGCUACGUCUUUUGAUUCAGAGCUCGGCGGGAAGUACUUUGAUGAUGUCUUGGUUAAUCACUUUUGUGAAGAGUUUAGUAAAAAGUACAAGCUGGACGUGAAGUCCAAACCGAGGGCAUUGGUGCGACUCUACCAAGAAUGUGAGAAGCUCAAGAAGCUGAUGAGCGCCAACUCCUCCGACUUGCCUCUCAAUAUUGAGUGCUUCAUAAAUGACAUCGAUGUUGCUGGUGUACUUAACAGAGGUCAGUUUGAAGAAAUGUGUGCAGGACUGUUGGCCAGAGUGGAGGGACCCCUGCGGAACGUCAUGGAACAAGCCAAGCUGAAAAAGGAAGAUGUGUAUGCAGUAGAGAUUGUGGGCGGAGCCUCAAGAAUUCCUGCCGUCAAAGAGCGAAUCAGCAGAUUCUUUGGUAAAGAGAUGAGCACCACUCUGAAUGCAGAUGAGGCUGUGGCCAGAGGCUGCGCUCUGCAGUGUGCUAUCUUGUCACCAGCCUUCAAAGUCAGAGAGUUCUCCAUUACAGAUGUUGUUUCUUACUCCAUCUCGCUAAAAUGGAAUUCUGCAGUAGAGGAGGGACUGAGUGAUUGUGAGGUUUUCCCAAAGAACCACGCAGCUCCCUUCUCCAAAGUGUUGACUUUCUAUCGGAAGGAGCCCUUCACCCUUGAAGCCCACUACAGCAAUGCCAAAGAGCUACCAUACCCUGACACAACAAUAGGCCGGUUCCUAAUCCAAAAUGUGGUGCCCCAAACAUCUGGGGAAAGUUCAAAGGUCAAGGUCAAAGUACGGGUGAAUGUCCAUGGGGUGUUCAGUGUUUCCAGUGCCUCACUGGUUGAGGUGGUAAAAUCUGCUGAGGGAGAUGAGCCAAUGGAGACAGACCAGACAGUGGCAGAGGAAGAGAACAAGAUGCAGGUGGACCAGGAAGAUCAGAAAGUCCAAGUUAAUGAUGCUGAAGACAAGAAAUCAGAGACUGAGGAGAUGGAGAUGUCAACAGAAGAUGCCAAGCAGGAGAAGAAGAAUGACCAGGGUCCUCAGGCAAAGAAACCCAAAGUGAAAACGAAGACAGUGGAUCUGCCCAUAGAGAGCAACUUGCACUGGCAGCUCUCUAGGCAAGUGCUAAAUGGAUUUGUGGAAAAUGAGGGUAAAAUGAUCAUGCAGGACAAGCUGGAGAAGGAGAGAAAUGAAGCAAAGAAUAACGUAGAAGAGUAUGUGUAUGACAUGAGGGACAAAUUGCACGGCAUCCUUCAGAAGUUUGUCGGUGAAGCUGAUCGUGAUGCUUUUUCAUUAAAACUGGAGGAAACAGAGAACUGGCUGUAUGAAGAUGGAGAGGACCAACAGAAACAAGUUUAUAUCGAUAAACUGUCUGAACUGAAGAAAAUGGGCCAGCCUAUUCAAGACCGACACCUGGAAGCUGAGGAGCGACCCAAAGCCUUUGAGGAGCUUGGUAGGCAGCUCCAGAUGUACAUGAAGACCACUGAAGCUUACAAAGCAAAGGACGAGCAGUAUGAUCACCUGGAUGAGCUGGAAGUCCUGGGGGUGGAGAAGCGAGUGAAUGAAGCCAUGGGCUGGAUGAACUCCAAAAUAAACCAACAGAUCAAUCUUGACCUUACCAUGGAUCCAGUUGUCAAAGUUGGAGAGAUCCAAGCUAAAACAAGGGAGAUUUAUUCUGCCUGUAAUCCUGUGUUGUCCAAACCCAAGCCCAAGGUGGAACCUUCUAAGGAGGAGAAAACAGAGAAUGGACCAUUAAAUGGGCAGGAAGGAACAGAGAAUCACCCAUGCGACGCAGACAAGACCAAACCCGCAGAUAUGGAAAAAGAACCUGUGGAGAACAAGCUCCCUGAAAUGGACAUUGAUUAAGUGUUACAGUUGCUGUUGCUACAUUUUACUUUGGCUAGUUCUGCUCCUUGCCGUCGGUUCUGUCAUUCUUUUGUUAUUAUUGACCUUCCAGGCAGCAGUGUCUCUCAAUAAGAAAAUUGCAUAACCUGAAUGAAUGGACUACCUUACAGCAAACCCAUCUGAGAGUGCUAUCUGUGUUGCUUUGUUGGCCGUCAUGUUAAAUUUUAUUCAGCAUUUUCCAAGCACAUUUAAAAUACGAAUGUCUGAUUUGAAGCCAUGAAAGUGGAGAGUACAGUAAAAGCACGCAUGGCUCAUAAAAAUGUAAAAUAAAACAGUAUGUCUAAUGGGG
This is a messenger RNA of Thalassophryne amazonica, 3028 nucleotides long. It is a transcript of the gene hspa4a, whose product is annotated as heat shock protein 4a. NCBI's taxonomy places the organism in Eukaryota, Metazoa, Chordata, Actinopteri, Batrachoidiformes, Batrachoididae. Gene Ontology annotation, cellular component: cytosol; nucleus. Gene Ontology annotation, molecular function: ATP binding; ATP-dependent protein folding chaperone. Gene Ontology annotation, biological process: protein folding. The record is from RefSeq and is a predicted model, not a curated record. Bases 184 to 2700 code for a protein of 838 amino acids. The transcript has 19 exons.